AUGUUUUCGGGGCACCUUCAGAAAAAGCCGUACUCCUCGAUAUCCGUGCACGUCGAACGUCUAACUUCUGAAUCGUACGAUGAAGACGAUCUUGCUGGGAUUCCAGACCUCAUCGAAGUGGUCAAGCUACAAGCUACAGGGCCGUCUGAAGUUGCUCGAGCAUUACGAAAGAAGUUAAAAUAUGGAUCGAUUCAUCGUCAGUUAAGAGCUCUAGCCAUUCUUGAUGCUCUAAUUCAAAACGCUGGUUCGCGCUUUCAGAGGACUGUCUUCAGCGAUGAGCCUCUCUUAGAAAGGUUACGGAUCGCGGCUACCGAUUCAGUGAGCGAUCCCGAAGUCAGGAGGAAAUGCAAGAUUCUAUUUGGCCAAUGGGCGGCAGGCUCCAAAACUGAACCUGGUCUCGAAGGAGCGGCCACCCUCUACAAGCAACUACCUAAAAGCAGAAAACCACACGUCGACCGACGCGAGCAAAGCAAGGUCCUACAAGAGACCGAGGAGCAAGCUCGGCGAGACGAAGCAGCGGACGACGAACCGCGAGGGCUGAGCGUCGGACCCUCCUCAGCCAAAGCAAGCGCCAGCCGCACCUCCAGCGGCCCUGCCCUCCUAUCAAGCUCCGGCCCAAAUCUCGUCACUAAGACCAAAAAAUCCAAAAAGAACAAAGCCAACAAACCCUUCAGCCUUGAACGCGAAACACCCGCCCUCCUCCAAACCAUCGCCUCCUCCCAAGUUGCCAGCACAAACCUAACCAACGCCCUUAAACUCGUCAACCGCGAAUCUCACCGCGUCUCGGAUGACCCGGAAGUGAUGAAUCGCUUCGAGACUUGUAAGCAGCUCCGCAGGCAGAUCCUCCGCUACAUCCAGUGUGUGGAGAGCGAUGAUUUUCUCGGGGGGCUGAUCCAUGCGAAUGAAGAACUGGUCAUGGCGUUGAUGGCGUUUGAGGUGCUGGAUAAGAGCGUGGAUGAUGAUUCCGAUAGCGAGUUGGAAGAGGCGGCUCAUCUGUCCAGGGCCGCUGCGAUAGCUAAACGUUCAGGUGGAUCUGGCAGUGGUCCUCCCCCUACAGAAUCAAUGGUGGGGCUGAGCUUGCAGAGUCCGGAGAUGGCUCCGAGGCCUGGGUUGGGAAAGAUGGCGAUGCCGCAGAGCGAGCCGUGGAUUUUGGCUGGCAAGGGUAAGGAUAUGAGACGGGAGAAUGGAAGUGAAAGUGAGGACGAUGAUGAUGAUGAUGAUGACGACGACGACGACGACAACGAGGAUAACCCAUUCGGAGAUCGGAAUGCUACGGCUACGCCGAGCAUGGAGAAACAAGGGUUUACUUGGAAGGAGGUUUGA
Messenger RNA from Endocarpon pusillum Z07020, 1323 nucleotides. RefSeq lists its product as uncharacterized. Gene Ontology annotation, biological process: actin filament organization; actin cortical patch localization; endocytosis. The record is from RefSeq and is a predicted model, not a curated record. Bases 1 to 1323 code for a protein of 440 amino acids. The transcript has 2 exons. Gene Ontology annotation, molecular function: phosphatidylinositol binding; ubiquitin binding. Gene Ontology annotation, cellular component: actin cortical patch. Lineage: Eukaryota; Fungi; Ascomycota; Eurotiomycetes; Verrucariales; Verrucariaceae.